Molecule: messenger RNA, 4763 nt
Organism: Durio zibethinus
Lineage: Eukaryota; Viridiplantae; Streptophyta; Magnoliopsida; Malvales; Malvaceae
Source: RefSeq, a predicted model, not a curated record
UUAACAGAUCGUUUCUUUUGUAUCCAACGAAACAAACAGCGCUCUCUCUCUUUCAAGUCCAAAAGGUUAAGCCUUGUUUGCCCUGUAUCCUUUUCUCUCUUUCUUUUAGACUCAGCUCAGGGAAUUUUGAGCUUGAAGAAACAUAAUAGCUUGUAGUUGAAAAGCUGCUAUUUUGAUCACAAGGUGCAAUAUAAGAAGAGGAGAGAAGUUGGAUUUGAGGUUGGGUUUUCUGGGUUUUUCUUUUGGUUGUUUAGUGUUGUAAUUGAAAGUUCAGAAAUUUGGAUUUAGGUAUUGGCUGUUGGUUGUUACUGUCAUAUUCCUUUGUAAAACAUAUCGUCAUGGAUGGAUCAUUGAAGGGACCUUAUAGUUCUGUUGAUAGAUUCAGACUAAAUGAUGAUACUAUGUUGGCUUUAUCUGGUAGGAAUUUUGAUAACAGGUUUAAGAAUGAAAACUUUGUUGAUAUUCCUCUGUUGCAACCUGCUCCAAUUCCGAGAAGUAUAGCGUCUUCCUCGAGUGUGAACGAGGAGGGAGAUUUACAUGAAGAUUAUGACUUCAGUGAUGUAGUUCUUAAGUUCAUAAGUCAGAUGCUUAUGGAAGAAGAUAUGGAAGAUAAGACCUGCAUGUUUAAAGAGUCCUCAGCAGCACUUCAAGCUGCAGAGAAGUCGUUUUAUGAGGUUCUUGGAGAAAGGUAUCCACCUUCUUCCAAUUAUGAAUUGAAACCCUAUGCUGAUCAAAAGCAAGAAGGCUCUGAUGAUAGUCAUGAUCAAAGUUGUUGGAGAUGUAGUAGUGCUAGCAUCAGUAGUAGUAGUAGUAGCAGUAAUUUAGUCAAUCCUGGGUGCAACCAUUUUUUGGGUGAGCAAAGGUCUUUAAACUUUGCUUCUCAGUCCAAUUCAUCACAUCGCUUAGGGAACAGUACUGGUAGUGUGGUAGUUGGCUUUGUGGAUUCUCCAGUGAGUACUCUUAGGCUUCCUGAAAUAUUUAAUGAUAGUGAGUCUGUAAUCGGUGUCAUGCAAUUUAGAAAAGGGUUUGAGGAAGCAAGUAGGUUCCUUCCAAAUGGUGGGAGCCUGUUUGUUGAUGUGGAGAGUGAUGGAUUGUUUCUCAAAGAGCUAAAGGAAGAGGCUAAAGAGGUUGUGGAUAAGGUGGAGAAGAAUGAGUUCUUACAGGAUGGAUCAAGGGGAAAGAAGAACCCUCAUCCUGAGGAUGUGAAUUUAGAGACUGAGAGGAGUAACAAGCAGUCAUUUUUUUAUACUGAAUCCACUGUAAGUGCAGAAAUGUUUGAUGCGGUGCUACUAAACGGUCAAAGCGUAACUGACCUUCAAAAAGUUUUGCAAAAUGAAACAAGCAAGAAUGUGGAGCAGAAUGGAAAAUUGAAAGGGUCUACUGGUGGAAAGGCACGUGGGAAGAAACAAGGUAAAAGGAACGUGGUGGAUUUGAGAACUCUCUUAACCCUUUGUGCACAAUCCGUUGCAACUGAUGAUCGGAGGAGUGCAAAUCAGCUGCUGAAGCAAAUUAGGCAGCAUUCUUCAUCUAUGGGUGAUGGGAUGCAGAGGAUGGCCCACUAUUUUGUUGAUGGCUUAGAGGCACGCUUAGCUGGCUCUGGGACCAAGAUUUACACAGCUCUUAUCACAAAGCCAACAUCAGCUGCUGAUGUUUUGAAAGCUUACCAUCUGUAUCUUGCUGCAUGUCCUUUUAGGAAGCUCUCAAAUUGCUUCUCAAAUAGGACAAUAAUGAAUCUAUCAGAAAAUGCUGCUAGGCUUCAUAUUAUUGAUUUUGGUAUUCUAUAUGGCUUCCAAUGGCCUUGUCUUAUACGGCAUCUCUCAUCUAGACCUGGGGGACCACCUAAGCUAAGGAUUACAGGGAUCGAUCUUCCACAACCAGGUUUCCGCCCAGCAGAAAGGGUUGAGGAGACAGGACGCCGUCUUGCAAACUAUGCAGAGACUUUCAAAGUUCCAUUUGAGUUCCAUGCAAUUGCACAGAAGUGGGACACCAUUCAAAUUGAGGACCUCAAGAUUGAUAGUGAUGAGGUGCUUGUUGUAAACUGCAUGUACAGGCUUAGAAAUCUACUUGAUGAGACUGUGGUUGUGGAGAGUCCAAGGGAUAAAGUUCUGAAUUUGAUCAGGAAGAUGCAUCCUGAUGUUUUUAUACUGGGAAUUGUGAAUGGUGCCUGCAGUUCUCCAUUCUUUAUUACGAGAUUCAGGGAGGCUCUCUUCCAUUAUUCCACUUUAUUCGAUAUGCUUGAGACUAAUGUGCCCCGUGAAAUUCCAGAACGGAUGCUGAUUGAGAGAGAGAUAUUUGGGUGGGAGGCAAUGAAUGUCAUCGCAUGUGAGGGUGCUGAAAGAAUCGAGAGGCCUGAGACAUACAAGCAGUGGCAGGUCCGGAAUAUGAGGGCUGGGCUCAGGCAGUUGCCACUGAAUAAGGAGAUCACGAAGAUGGCAAAGGAGAGGGUAGAUACAUUCUACCACAAGGACUUUGUAAUUGAUGAGGAUAACCGCUGGUUGCUCCAAGGGUGGAAGGGACGAAUUGUUUAUGCACUUUCUUCUUGGGUGCCUGCCUCUUAAGUGAAUUUUUGUUCCUACUUGUAAGGCAAGGUCUGAUUGCAUUCUUUGGUGGUUAUGAUUUAAUGAUGAAUUUGGCAUAUACGAAGAUAAGGUGCUGACUUCCUGCAAUUAUAGACAAAAUCCCUCCCCACUAUCUCUCUUUUCUCACACACUCACACACAUGUGCACGAUUAGACUACACACAACACGCACGAAAACAGGCAUAGAGAUCUUGCCAAUUUUGUUGCAUGCAAUAGAUAUAAGAACUUGAUAUUGACAAUUAUUUGUUUGCAUUUUCUGAACAUGUUAUGUAAGUAAGAUCUUUGCUGGUGCAUAUUCUCAUGCUUUUGAAGACUGAAAUCAGAGAUUGCUUACUGGUCAUUAAUUUAGCAAAAGGUGAAUUCAUCAUGUACCAUAUUGCGUUGGUAGCUACCCUAUGGGCUGAGAUAAUUGUAUGGAUGUUCAUGGUACAUAAAAUGUACCAGGGAUAACAGCAAUGAUAAUGGCUUUUAUACCUGCACAUCCUUAAUGAAACCGUGGCCUAAUUAGAUCAAAAGCUAGCAGGUUAGGGGAAUGUAAAUGAUAUUGAGAAUCUCUUCAGCUUAAAGUAGUGCUUGUUGUUGCUUCGAAGAUGUUAAUGAACUCUCUUGUUUUACAUUGUAUCUCACUUUUACUUAAACCGAUCAACAUUCUGUCUGGGGGAUUCAAUUUAUGUCUGCUGAUAUUUAGAUGCUUCCUGUGGCUAUAUUAGUAAACCUCUUUGUUUAAUAUUCUCAUUGUCUUAUUAUUCUAACUUAUGAGCAAUAGAAUUUAAAUCUAACAUUUCUUGAGCAACUUUAAACCAAUACUAUUAAACUUCCCUUUGAUUUCCUUAAUGGAAAAGCAAACCAACUCAAUUCAAUUCAAUGUACUGAAUCCAUUAACAAUAUCUAAUGGUAUAGUUUGUGAAAUGGUCCCCAUUAACAAACCAAUCCCGAGAUCUUCUGCUGUAUGAAGUAAUGAUAUUUUAGUUUGGGGUGUUCCAAUUUAAUUAAAAAGUUGUUGCUCUUGGUUUUCUCUUUAUUUAAUAGUUUAUAUCCUGCAGUAAGUGGCAUUGAUGCAUGCGUCUUAGUUGACAUUAUCUCCGUUAAUCUCAUAUUCAAAUGCAGUUUUAUGUUAUAUUAUCCAUCUUCUAGGCUCGCUAUUUUGGAGUGAUGUUACUUGUAAGUUGUAGUAAGACUUUAUUUAAAUGUUUCAGUGUGCAAUGCAGAGUAUUGGAUGAACACACCUAAUGUUUGAAGUAGAAUUUAAUAAUCAUCCAAUCAGAAUUGUUGCUUCCAAGAGCAAUGAUUUAAAUUGGAGGUAUUUCAAUAAUUUUUCUUUAGUUGUUUGCCAAUGAACAGCAAGGAAGAGUCAUAUGCACCUAAACUUAUCAGAUGGGCAAUGCUUGGGAUAGAAACUGCUGGUUACAAUAUUUUAUACUCAAAAUAGCUUAGUAACACCCAUAAGGGUUAAUGCAAUUGUUAAGAAGAUGAGUUUCUUUUUCUUAUCAACUAGGGUUAGGUUUUCGUAGGACGCACUUCAAGAGUAAAAUUUUGAAUGCAUCAUCGACCCUUUUACAAUUAUUUUAAAAAAGAAUUAAAUCAAAACAAAACUUGGAGAUAUCCUUGAUCGUAAUAAGAUGCAUGAAUACAUUAUAACAUGAAGAAAAUUUAAAAAAAAAAAAAAAGAAUUUAGGUUUGUUAAUCUCAAUUUGAUUUUAUGCAAUAAGAUUCCAAGUAAGCUUUUUAUCAGUUUUCCGUCACCUUUGGCAGACUAAGUUAUAUGCCUUUGAUGUGUUUAGAAGUCAAGUGUUGUGGUUAUGAGCAUGUAAUCAAUUUUUAUUGUUAAUUAUCCUAUAUUAUAUUAAUAUGCUGUUAGGGAGAUAAUUAUUCACGUGACGUAAACGCCAUAUUUGAUCAUUUGAUGUGAUGCGUUACGUACAAGGAAAGGUUGAAAGUGUCCUGAAAAAUACAGCUGGUAAGAAGCAAGAAGUAGACAUUUCUUAACAUUUCAUGUGCUUCACCAAAUCUCAUCCUCCUUGGCUGGACCCUAAAUUUUUAUAUUCUUUUGAUAUGCCAGAUUGUGGAACUUCAAUCGGUUGUGACCCGUAAAAAAAUUUCAUUUACUACACUGUAAUAAAAAGUAACUAUGAUGCAAAAAAUCUUAUUUAUCAUGUUGCCAAAUGAACUUUUAAUCACCAUUAAC